Messenger RNA from Seminavis robusta, 378 nucleotides. NCBI's taxonomy places the organism in Eukaryota, Bacillariophyta, Bacillariophyceae, Naviculales, Naviculaceae. The record is from the annotation of a GenBank genome assembly.
AUGGUGUCAUCUGAAAGCUCCCUGCAAUUCUCAAACCAGCGUGCCGGUCGAAUCCUGAACGAUCAUGAAUCGGAAAGUACGCCUGCCUACCAACAGCUAGCGCUGCUGGAUUGCAAUGCAAGUAGAGCGAGGCAGACUGUAAAGAAAGCGGGUGACUUUAGCCGCCCAGCCAGCACUCAUGCAUCCCAACGGAAUACCAGUACUGUAGGUGGGAAGCAGACGACAAGACCUCAAACUCCCCUGUGGAAUUCCAAAAUCACCAUAUCCUCUUCCUCAAGGAUUGAUUGGCUUCUAAUAAAGGCGAGCUGCCGGUGGUUAUCCAGGGGCUGUGAAAAGCAAAUGAAAACAUCUUGUUCAGUCACGGUUGCAAAAUAUUGA